Molecule: messenger RNA, 1590 nt
Organism: Paramecium tetraurelia
Lineage: Eukaryota; Ciliophora; Oligohymenophorea; Peniculida; Parameciidae
Exons: 2
Source: RefSeq, a predicted model, not a curated record
AUGAUGAAAUAUGAGUUAGAGAGCUCAACUACUACUCCAGAUUUGAUGGGCAGAUAAAAAAUGCAUUAAUAGAUUCUACCCAAACUUAAAAGUUUGGUUGAUCAUAUACCUUAUUAGGAUCAAGAAGUCCCAAUAAAUGAUUCAUAUAUAUUAGAACUAUUAGCUGUUUUAGUUAAGAUAUUUAAUAGCGGAUUGGAUAUGUUACAAAUCUAAAGUCCAUAACUUUCAGAAGUUCACAGCGGAUUCUUCAGUCAUCUCUAUCCAAUCAUCGAGAAUAGAAAGUCAACCAAAUUCAUCUAGAAAUGCCUCAAAUUCGUUAAAGUAGACAGACUCAAGGCACCUAUUUGGAUCUUAUUAGAGUUGAAUUCAAACACUCUUUUGGAAUUCAUAUUAUCCAAUGAGACCAAAGAGAAAUAUUAAAAUAAUGCAUGCAUUCGACAAGGGGAAUUGGUUGACAUCCUCGAUAGUUAUUAUUGCAAACAUAUAACUUUGAUAGGCGAUAAGAUUUACGAUCUGCCAACUCCUUUAUAUAGAGAAUAAAAUAACACUAAAACAUUCUUUCCACAACCACCCAAUAUAUCAAACAAUAUGCAAGGUGACCUCUUCGAGAGAUUCCAACAAUUUGAAGACAUCCAACCAAUUAAACAUGUGUUCUCUUUAGAUUGUGAUGACUCAGCCACUCAUGCACCUACACAUAGAAAAUAAGACAUGGAAACUCCAGACCUAAAUUUUGGCAGUCCUAUGAUGGAGUAAGAUUCCAUUAAAGGAGAUGAAUCUGAUGAGGAGUAACACAAGGCCUUGCCUCAAUAUAUUUCAUUUCAAUGCAAAAAAUCCACUAAACUAUUGAGAGAAUUAAGAGAUAAACAAAUUGAAGAAUAUUGGAAUUGCCAAUAAACACCAAUUAGCAAGUUUACAGGAUAAUGUCAUGCAUGUUAAACCUAAAUUCAGAAGAACUCUUAUUUCUUUUUUCAAGGAACAGCAUAUUAUUGUCAUUAUAGUGGCUUGUUCUUUUGUCGUCAAUGCAUCAGCAAUGAGUUAAGUGUUAUUCCUCAUCUAAUUCUUAAUAAAUUUGAUUUUAACAAAUAUUAAGUAAGCAAAGAAGCCUUUGAAACCAUUUAAAAGAAUAUGAAGAAAAUCAUCUUUCAAAUCAACUACUUUGAUAAUGUUGUUUAUUAGAAUCAAAUUUUAUAUGACUUUCUAAUUAAAAAACGAUCUCUGAGAUUGAUGUAUGAUUUACUAUGCCAAGACUUUAAUUUUGAUUUUAUUUUCACCUAAAACUACUCUCAUUUACUAUUGCCAAUUAACCUAUUCAGUUUAUAAAAUUUCAUCGACAUUAAUAAUAAAUCUUUAUUUAAAAUUGCUACUAAUGCCUAUGAAUAUGGCUUAGAACACAUCUCUAAAUGUCCAUAAUGUCAAAAAUUAAGUGUUAAAUGUGCUGAAUGUCUAAAAGGUAAUAUUUACAUCUUUGAUAUUAUUGGAACAUAGUACUGCAGAAAAUGCAAGAAAAUAUUUCAUAGGACUUGUUUCUAUGACAAAUGUACAAAGUGUGGACAAAACCAAUAUAUUAACAGAAGCAAAUUAGACCGAUGA